GAGAUCUCAUUCAGUAUUUAUUUUGUUUCCUUUCAGUUGAAAGUCGCAGGCGACGAGAAGAUGACGUAAUGAUGCCAAUGAUGGGGGAGGGAAUGAACCCGGAUGUUGGGCCACGCCCAGGGAUGAUGAACAAGAGGCACUUCCCUCCAGGUCCUCCUGGAGGUCCUCAUGGGAUGCCCCCUGUGUCAGGAGCCCCUCCAUUUAUGCCCCCUCGUCCUGACGCCGCAAUGGGCCCUCCCCCGUCAGGAGCACCCAUGCCUAUGCAUGUUCCCCCAGGAGGUCCCGUUCCGCCUGGAAUGCCCCCUCCCUUUAGACCCAUGACAGGCCCAGACGGACGUCAUCAUCCCGAGGGUGCACCCCCCGGAAUGCCUCCGCCCGGUAUGCCCCCUAUGCCUGGUAUGGGAGGCCCGCCACCCCACGGAUUUCCACCCGAGAUGGGAAUACCGCCAGACGGGAUGCAUCCGCCGUUUGAUCCAGCGGGAUUUCCAGGUCGCCCUGGUUCAAUGAGCAUGCGUGGAAGAGGUCGCGGGCGCAUACCGAUGGCAGGACCCGCGGGGGUACCACCCGGGAUGCCCCCGGCCGGAGAAUUUCCGCAGGGAAUCGACGAAAGGGGACCCAGGCCAUUUGAAGAAGGAGCAGCGUUCUUCCCUGGAGAUCCAAACCAACCUUUUCACCCGAUGAUGGGUCCACCUCCCGGCAUGCCGUGGGAACCGGGAAUGGGCCGCGGGUUUCCUCCGGGAUUUCGCGAGGGUUUCCCGGGAACCAUUGGAAGACAAGGAAGCGAAAGCCCGGGAGAUGAUGAUAGCGAGUUUGGCAGUAGCGAUGAAGACAGAAAGCGGGAUCGGGAUUCUUCACACAGACGGCGGGACAGAGAUCGAGAAAGAACCCGAGAACACAGGGAAAGAAAUCGCGACCGUGACAGGUCUCCGCGGAAAGAGCGUGACCGUGACCGCGACCGUGACAGGCGUGACCGGGAAAGGAGGCAUCGAGACCGUGACAAGGGGGGAGACCGCGAGAGACGCGAGGAACGUUCGUCGCGAAAAGACAGAGAUAAAUCGAAAGAACAACGAGAAAAAAAAAGACACAGUAAGACGGCGGGCUCAGAAACGUCCGGCGGCCCGGAAGAGGGAGAGCUGGUGCCAACUAAGAAAAAGAGCAGAAGAACUCGCGAGUCAAAGGAACCGAAAAAUGAAAAUACUGAACCGCGAGAGGAAGGUCAGCGUACUCCUACACCGUGAUCAUGUGGACGUUGUUUGGAGAGACGUAAAGUGUCUCUUAGAACUUCUCAUUGCACUAGAUUUGACAGUUGCAGUCGGAUCUUAAUGCUUAUAUUUAUCAAUGUCAGUUUAUGUCUUCCUCUUACGAAGUGAUUCAGGAGCGAGACAUGAAGACGUUUGUGUUAUCACGGCUGGAGAACUUUCCUAGGAGUACUGUGGUCGACGAGUAAACAGCCAUCUGUUUUCGAGCGAUAGACGUCUGGGAUGCAAGCCGAAAUUUUUUUUACAGAUGACGAAGCUCUGUCGUUAGGAUACAAAGACACAGAGUCGAGUGGUGCCGCUGUGUCGUUGUUACUCGCCCUCAGUUGUGGAUUUUCGCGCGCAAAUAACAUCUAUUAAGAAACAAUGCGGAAUUUUUCAGGUCGACUUUUCGACGUUUCAGAAUGGAGCAAACGAAGAACUUUCCGUUUAUACCGUCUAUGAUUCCACUAUAUUUUUACGCUGUCGUUUGUAAAUAAGUUUGCUUGAGCAUCAGUUGAACGCUUUUAAUAGCUAAUAUCUUGACUCCAGUUCCUGUCGUUUCCUAACCAUUUUGAACCUCUUGCCUCAUCUGUCGUCACCUGGUAGGUCACGCAACGCUCUCUCUGUUGCGUGACGACUCGUAGUUGGUUUGACACUGAAUUGUAAAAAUUGUGACAAUUUCUCACCCGUGUUGCGUUAAAUACAUGUAGUCUUUUGUAUCCGGGCGAGUUUUUCCGCCCUCCUUA
Molecule: messenger RNA, 1984 nt
Organism: Orbicella faveolata
Lineage: Eukaryota; Metazoa; Cnidaria; Anthozoa; Scleractinia; Merulinidae
Cellular component (GO): mRNA cleavage and polyadenylation specificity factor complex
Source: RefSeq, a predicted model, not a curated record